AUGAAGCUGCUCCGCGUCUUCUUCUCGUCGUCAGUUCUCUUGUUCACGUCCGUUGUGAUGCUGCUGGUGGACGUCGAUCCGGCGGUCUCCUCCUCCACCCUCCCUGACAACUACGCUCGCUAUGACUCCAUCUUCAGCUUCGGCGACUCCUUCGCCGACACGGGCAACGACAUCGUCGUCUUCGCGGCCAACUCGCUGGCCAACCCCGCGGCACGGCUCCCCUACGGCAUGACGUUCUUCGGCAAGCCCACGGGCCGCAACUCCAACGGACGCCUCAUCAUCGACUUCAUCGCUGAGAAGCUGGGGCUCCCGCUCCUGCCGCCGUUCCUGCAGCACAACGGCAACAGCAGCUUCCGGCAAGGCUCCAACUUCGCGGUGGCGGGCGCCUUCGCCCGCGACGCCAGCUUCUACAGAGACAUCCCCGUCGUGGGCCCGUUCGCUCUCAACACCAGCUCCAGCGUGCAGCUGCGGUGGUUCCAAUCGCUCAAGCCAUCGCUGUGCCACCCUGAUCAACAAGACUGCCGGCACUUGUUCCACAACGCGCUCUUCUUCAUGGGCGAGUUCGGGGUCAACGACUACAGCUUCUCCGUCUUCGGCAAGAACCUGUCGCAGAUCAGGUCCUUCGUCCCGGAAGUCGUUAAAACCAUCUCCACAGCAGCCGAGGAAGUGAUCAGGCAGGGGGCGAGGACGGUGGUGGUCCCCGGGAUCCCGCCGAUGGGAUGCUCGCCGCCGAACCUAGCCAUGUUCCCCAGCGCCGAUCCGGCGGACUACGACCCCAGGACCGGCUGCCUGAAGGGCUUCAACGACCUGGCCGUCUACCACAACUCGCUGCUACAGGCGGCCGUCAGCGACGUGCAGACGAAGCACAGGAACGUCAGAGUCAUCUACGCUGAUUUCUUUACUCCGGUUAUCGACAUCGUUGAGUCCCCGGCAAAGCUAGGGUUUACCAGAGAUAUUCUGAGGUGUUGCUGUGGUGGAGGCGGCAAGUACAACUUCAACCUCAGCGCCGGCUGUGGCAUGCCGGGCUCCACGGUGUGCCAGGAUCCGUCGGCCUAUUUGUACUGGGAUGGCCACUUCACAGAAGCAGCCCACCGCUACAUUGCCGACGGCUGGCUUAACAGCAUAAACCACUGCAAACACUAG
This is a messenger RNA of Miscanthus lutarioriparius, 1143 nucleotides long. Lineage: Eukaryota; Viridiplantae; Streptophyta; Magnoliopsida; Poales; Poaceae. The record is from the annotation of a GenBank genome assembly.